This is a messenger RNA of Pongo pygmaeus (Bornean orangutan), 7390 nucleotides long. It is a transcript of the gene CGNL1, whose product is annotated as cingulin like 1. Gene Ontology annotation, cellular component: myosin complex; bicellular tight junction. Lineage: Eukaryota; Metazoa; Chordata; Mammalia; Primates; Hominidae. The record is from RefSeq and is a predicted model, not a curated record. The transcript is spliced from 21 exons. Bases 176 to 4150 code for a protein of 1324 amino acids. Gene Ontology annotation, biological process: protein localization to cell-cell junction.
ACUCCGGCCGGGCUCUGCUGGCUGCGGCGGGAGCUGGACGUGGGAGGAGGCGGCGGCGGUUAGCCAAGUGAGAGACUUGUAUGUAUGAUGUGGCAUCCACCCUAUGUAGAACCAAUAAGUUAAGGAAUCACAGUCAGGAAUAUUGUUUAGCAAAAGGGAGCUGGAAGAGUGAACCAUGGAGCUGUAUUUCGGUGAAUAUCAACAUGUGCAGCAGGAAUAUGGGGUCCAUCUGAGACUUGCAAGUGAUGAUACCCAAAAAUCGAGGAGUUCCCAGAACUCCAAGGCAGGCUCCUACGGUGUCAGUAUUCGGGUCCAGGGAAUUGAUGGUCACCCCUACAUUGUCCUGAAUAACACAGAACGGUGUCUAGCAGGCACGUCGUUUUCUGAAAAUGGGCCACCCUUUCCACCUCCAGUGAUAAAUAACCUGCCUCUACAUUCCAGCAAUGGUUCUGUGCUAAAGGAAAACAGUGAAGAACUGCAGCUUCCAGAAAACCCAUACGCCCAACCUAGCCCAAUAAGAAACUUCAAACAGCCCCUGCUCCAUGAGGGCAAGAAUGGAGUUCUAGAUCGCAAAGACGGGUCCGUGAAGCCAUCUCACGUGCUGAAUUUUCAGAGGCAUCCAGAGCUUUUGCAGCCCUAUGACCCUGAAAAGAAUGAGUUGAACUUGCAAAAUCACCAGCCUUUUGAGAGUAAUUGGCUAAAAACGUUGACAGAAGAAGGCGUCAACAAUAAGAAGCCUUGGACUUGCUUUCCCAAACCCAGCAAUUCCCAGCCUACCAGUCCCUCCUUGGAAGACCCGGCCAAAUCUGGUGUGACAGCUAUUCGUUUAUGCAGCUCCGUGGUCAUAGAGGACCCCAAAAAGCAGACCUCGGUGUGUGUAAACGUUCAGAGCUGUACCAAGGACAGGGUGGGAGAAGAGGCCCUUUCCACUAGCGGGAGGCCCCUGACUGCCCACAGCCCACAUGCCCAUCCUGAAACCAAGAAAACCAGGCCAGAUGUUCUUCCCUUCCGGCGACAGGAUUCAGCGGGACCUGUCCUGGAUGGAGCUCGGUCCCGGAGGUCCUCCUCGUCAUCCACAACUCCCACGUCAGCCAACUCUUUGUACAGGUUUUUACUGGAUGAUCAGGAAUGUGCCAUCCAUGCCGACAACGUCAAUCGUCAUGAAAACAGAAGGUAUAUUCCCUUCCUGCCAGGAACUGGACGGGAUAUUGAUACAGGAUCAAUUCCUGGUGUAGAUCAGUUAAUUGAAAAAUUUGAUCAAAAACCUGGGCUUCAGAGAAGAGGAAGGUCUGGGAAGCGAAACAGAAUUAAUCCAGAUGACAGGAAAAGAUCCAGAAGCGUGGAUAGCGCCUUUCCUUUUGGCCUCCAAGGGAACUCGGAGUACCUGACUGAAUUCAGUAGGAACUUGGGCAAGUCAAGCGAACACCUCCUCCGGCCUUCCCAGGUGUGCCCGCAGCGGCCACUGUCUCAGGAGCGCCGUGGGAAACAGAGCAUGGGCCGCACCUUUGCAAAGCUGCAGGGAGCAGCGCACGGGGCUCCGUGUGCCCACUCCAGGCCUCCCCAGCCGAACAUAGAUGGGAAAGUUCUGGAAACCAAAGGUAGUCAGGAAAGUACAGUGAUCCGUGCGCCCUCCCUUGGUGCACAGAGUAAAAAGGAGGAGGAGGUGAAAACAGCCACCGCUACGCUGAUGUUACAGAACCGGGCAGCAGCAACUUUGCCUGAUUCUGGUGCCAAGAAAAUUUCCGUGAAGACAUUUCCUUCGGCCUCAAAUACUCAGGCCACACCGGAUCUCUUGAAAGGCCAGCAAGAGCUCACUCAGCAAACCAAUGAGGAGACAGCUAAGCAGAUUCUCUACAAUUACCUCAAAGAAGGAAGCACUGAUAAUGACGAUGCUACUAAAAGGAAAGUCAACUUGGUCUUUGAGAAAAUCCAGACCUUAAAGUCUCGAGCAGCUGGGAGUGCCCAAGGAAAUAACCAAGCUUCUAAUUCCACAUCUGAAGUCAAAGAUCUAUUGGAACAGAAAAGCAAGUUGACCAUAGAAGUGGCUGAACUUCAGAGACAGCUUCAACUGGAAGUCAAGAAUCAACAGAACAUCAAAGAAGAGAGAGAGAGGAUGAGAGCAAACCUAGAAGAGCUCCGAAGCCAACACAACAAAAAGGUGGAGGAGAACUCCACAUUGCAGCAACGACUGGAAGAAAGUGAAGGGGAGCUCCGGAGGAAUCUGGAGGAGCUGUUCCAGGUGAAGAUGGAACGGGAGCAGCAUCAGACUGAGAUCAGGGAUCUCCAGGACCAGCUCUCAGAAAUGCACGAUGAACUGGACAGUGCAAAGCGAUCGGAGGACAGGGAGAAGGGAGCUCUGAUUGAGGAGCUCUUACAGGCAAAACAGGAUCUUCAGGAUCUGCUGAUUGCCAAAGAGGAGCAAGAAGAUCUCUUGAGAAAGCGAGAGCGUGAACUCACUGCCCUGAAGGGAGCCCUGAAAGAAGAGGUUUCCAGCCAUGAUCAGGAGAUGGACAAGCUGAAGGAGCAAUAUGAUGCUGAGCUGCAGGCCCUGAGGGAGAGUGUGGAAGAAGCAACCAAGAAUGUCGAGGUCUUGGCCAGCAGGAGCAACACUUCAGAGCAAGACCAGGCGGGGACCGAAAUGCGCGUGAAGCUUCUGCAGGAGGAGAAUGAGAAGCUGCAGGGAAGAAGCGAAGAGCUGGAGCGGAGAGUUGCUCAGCUUCAAAGGCAGAUCGAGGACCUGAAAGGCGAUGAAGCCAAGGCGAAGGAAAUGCUGAAGAAGUACGAGGGAGAAAUACGACAAUUAGAGGAGGCCCUUGUGCACGCCAGAAAGGAAGAAAAAGAAGCUGUGUCAGCCAGAAGGGCCCUGGAGAGUGAACUGGAGGCUGCUCAGGGAAAUCUGAGUCGGACCACCCAGGAGCAGAAGCAGUUGUCUGAGAAGCUCAAAGAGGAGAGUGAGCAGAAGGAGCAGCUAAGAAGGUUGAAGAACGAGAUGGAGAAUGAGCGGUGGCACCUGGGCAAGACCAUUGAGAAACUGCAGAAGGAGAUGGCAGACAUUGUUGAGGCCUCCCGUACAUCAACCCUGGAGCUCCAGAACCAGCUGGAUGAGUACAAGGAAAAAAACCGCAGGGAGCUCGCAGAAAUGCAAAGACAGUUGAAGGAGAAAACCCUGGAGGCAGAAAAGUCCCGACUGACAGCCAUGAAAAUGCAGGAUGAGAUGCGUCUGAUGGAGGAAGAGUUACGGGACUACCAGAGAGCUCAGGAUGAAGCCCUCACAAAAAGGCAGCUUCUGGAGCAGACGCUGAAGGACCUGGAGUAUGAGCUGGAAGCCAAGAGUCACCUCAAAGAUGACCGCAGCAGACUGGUCAAGCAGAUGGAGGACAAGGUGUCUCAACUGGAGAUGGAACUGGAAGAAGAGAGAAACAACUCGGAUUUGCUGUCUGAGAGGAUCAGUAGGAGCAGGGAACAGAUGGAGCAGGUGAGGAAUGAGCUACUUCAGGAGAGAGCUGCGAGACAAGACUUGGAGUGCGACAAGAUAUCCCUGGAGAGGCAGGUCUCCACGCCACAGGCCCUGGUGCGGAAAGCAGCCUCAUCGCAUGCAGCGACUGAACACCAGAACAAGGACUUAAAGAGCCGGAUUAUCCACCUGGAAGGUUCCUACAGGUCCAGCAAAGAGGGGCUGGUUGUGCAGAUGGAGGCCAGGAUCGCGGAGCUGGAGGACCGCCUGGAGAGUGAGGAGAGGGAUCGGGCCAAUCUUCAGCUCAGCAACCGGCGGCUAGAGCGGAAAGUGAAGGAGCUGGUGAUGCAGGUGGAUGAUGAGCACCUGUCACUGACUGAUCAGAAGGACCAGCUGAGCUUGCGUUUGAAAGCCAUGAAGCGGCAGGUGGAGGAGGCUGAGGAGGAAAUCGACAGACUGGAAAGUUCUAAAAAGAAGCUGCAGAGGGAGCUGGAGGAGCAGAUGGACAUGAAUGAGCAUCUGCAGGGGCAGCUCAACUCCAUGAAGAAGGACUUAAGCAGACUGAAGAAGCUGCCGAGUAAAGUGCUGGAUGACAUGGAUGAUGACGAUGACCUCAGCACGGACGGGGGAAGCCUCUACGAGGCGCCUGUGAGCUACACAUUCUCCAAGGACAGCGCCGCCGCCAGCCAGAUCUGAGUGCACUCCUGGGCUGUGGAAGUGCCUGUCAUUCCUGCAGAAGCUGCAGCCACCCAGAGCGGGAGGCAGGGAGGGGAACAUCUGUCUGCCACUGAGACCCAUCGCAGCCUCUUUGCCCAGCAUGCCAGCUCCUCAGUGUACGUUCCUCGCCAGGGUCUCUCAGUGGGUCUUUGACGGGGAGCUUUUGCAGUUUAAAAUGUUGAGAUGCCUGAGGAACAGGAGCCACCACCCACAGGGGUGUUGUGAGAGAUACACGUUGGUAGGCUGAGGCCCCUGUUCCACAGUCACUAUUUGCAUUGCUGUCCCUGCCCCCCCUUGACACUCCCCCUGCCAAGGCAAAGGGUCCAGAAGGCUAGGACUUAUUUAAUAGCACUGUGCAGGGAGGAAACCAUGUAUAGCUUGUACAUAUUUUAAACCAGACCUUCUCACGAACUGCUGCUGUUGCGUUUGGAAUGUGAUGGAGGCUUGGUAGGGUGGCUGGUUUGUAAAUUUCAUGCAUCUAUAUUGAGUAUUCUUUUUUUUUUUUUUUUUUUGUGAGAUGGAGUUUCAUUCUUGUUCCCCAGGCUGGAGUGCAAUGGCGCAAUCUCGGCUCACUGCAACCUCUGCCUCCCUGGUUCAAGUGAUUCUCUUGCCUUAGCUUCCCAAGUAGCUGGGAUUACAGAUGCCCGCCACCACUCCUGGCUAAUUUUUUGUAUUUAGUAGAGACAGAGUUUCACCCUGUUGGUCAGGCUGGUCUUGAACUCCUGACUUCAGGUGAUCCACCUGCCUCAGCCUCCCGAAGUGCUGAGAUUACAGGCAUGAGCCACCGUGCCCAGCCAUUGAGUAUUCUUUUUUAAAAUAUGAAGCUAUUAUAUUUUAAGUAUUGAGGAGCAGAGGUGAGAAGAGAGAGAGAGAGAGAAAGUCAAAUAAAGUCGAAGACCAGUUUGGAAACCAAAGUUGGAAAAUAAGAAUUGUAGUAGUCAUGGACAGCUAAGACUGAGCAUAGCAGUUCACAAGGUCUGGGUAAAUAAGUCACUGGCACAGGGGAAAGCCAGAAGGUUGCUUGCUUCUGUGACUGCAGCUAUGGCCUUGUUUGCUUAGUUUAUCUAGAAUUCUGUUAUAAUUUCUGAACUGUGCUGAGACCUGUUCCCAGUCACUGGUUGCAAUUUCUUUUACACAGGUUGAGUAGGGAAAGUUGUAGGUAAGACCUUAAACAAAUGAGGCCGUUUCUGGAAGGAUGGGGCUGUGUGGUCAUGUCCCACAGCAAGCUUUUGGGAUCGGGGGAAUAGGAGGAUAUGGGGGAAAGGUUCACAGACUUAGGUGUGAGAAUGAGGUGGGAGGUGUCUGGUAAGGUCAUCGGGGAAGGGAGAUAAGAGAGGAGAUAGGCAGAUGUGGGUAUGGGGCCCAGUGUGAGAAGGAAGACAGAGAAGUUCUUGAAAGCUGGGGGAUGUGUGGGCAAGAGGUGGAUUGAGCAGGAUCUCAGGUUUAUGUCGAGGAAAGGAAGAAAGAAACAGAAGUCAGGCAGAGGUGUGUCUGUGCAAACUGGAGGACUCCUUCCAACUUCCUGGAACAAAGAGACAUUGCCAGCAGCAGGCUGGCAGGGAGUGGUUGAGGUCUGGGGGCCAGGCCAUAUGGCUGGAGAGGAAUUUCAGGGAGCAUGGCAUCGGGAGGAUGCUAGAUAUCCGGGGACUCCCUCCUGGCCUUCCUGUGUCACUUCACAAUGUGACAGUCCCCAGGCAUGCCCACAGGCCAGGCCCAGUCACAGCUGGGCUUCCACAGGUCAGAGUACGGGACAGGACAUGGUCAGGGAGAGGACCCUGUGAGUUGGUGACAUAUAUGGGGCAGAGAUGGUAGCGUUCAGCUGCUUCAGCAGUGUCCCCAACCAUCCCAAUAAGUUGGAGGCCUGUGGGCCAGAGGACUCCAUGACAGUUGCCAUAGAGUCCCACCUGCACCAGGUCAGAGCCCACCCGGCAGGAUUCAGAGUGGUCAGCCCAGUUUAAGGGUGGGAGUCUGGAGUCAGAGAGCCAAGCCCCUUCCACGUCUACAGGGUCACCGUCAUCCUCACCACAGCCAGGGGUGAUUCUCACCUCUGCUUGCUUAUGUGGGGUGUGGCCGAUUCCUCCCUUUAGUCAUUCAUUCAUUUAGCAAAUAUUUAUUGGGCAUCGGUGAUGUGUCAGGCACAGUCCUUGGCACACAGAAUACAGCACUGAAUCAAACAGGCACAAAUUCCUCCCCUCCUGGAGCUCAGUGUCAGGAAAGGGGGUGAUAAAUGACAAUCAAAUCGACAUGGAGAUUGAGCACCUCUGUACUCAGCCCUCUGUCUCUGUCCUCCUGAGGACAUGACAAGCCUGGUUCCCUAGAGCUCACUUGGACCCUCGAUAUGUUCAUAAUUUCCCUGCUGCUUCCGCCAUCGUUAGACAUCUGCCAGUAAGCCUGCUGAGAGAAGCCUCAGCCCACUCAUACCUAGAGACGCUGCUGGGGACGGUCAGCACACCCAAUAACUUUGGGAGGUGUGUCUGUUUCGGUUUGUGAGAAAGUAGCUGCCCCACAUUCUGGUCAGUUCUUUCCAGUAGCCAUGGGGCUCGCUACAAGAAGCAAAACUCCCAUGCAAAGAGAACACAGGUCACUUUUCAAAACACUUGCAUCAUUACCCUAAAAAUAGGCUGUUAAGCGUUUUGACAAUUGCGCUAUCCUACACUCUGAGGGAGUUGGCAAUGCAUGCGGUAUAGUGGAGUGGGAAGAGUUGAGACUGAAAGUUAAGAGAAGGGUUUUCAAGUCCCGGCUCAUCUCACCCCAGUGACCUUGACAGUGUGCUCACUCUCAGAGCCACGGAUUGCCUGGGACAAAGUGCAGAUUAGGGCCCACGGUCCUUUACAGGUAUAACAUACUAUCGUUCUUUAAUUUUAUUAUAUAUACAUACUAUUUUUCUGUUUUUUUGCUGUAAGAACUAACCCCGAUCAAGAGUAUUUUCUUUAGCUAGCUUAAAAAGAAAACAUAUUUUACGUAAAAACACAUACAUGGCCAAAUGCAAUACUGAAGAGACAAUCAUCCUGUAUCUUUUAUGGUUUUUCCUGCUUCUGAGUGUCGUUCUACAAUGCCCGUUGGCUUAUUCCAUUGCAUUUCUGCUUUAGGAUAUGGUUUGGUUGCUUUGGGUUGUCAUGGGAAAGAGACAUUCUCCUUGCAGCUACCUCCAUGUAAGUGAAUUCCUGGAUAAAGCAAGAUUUCCUUUCAAUAAACGCUGUCACCCAAUGGGAAUUUUGA